Molecule: messenger RNA, 2469 nt
Organism: Trichophyton benhamiae CBS 112371
Lineage: Eukaryota; Fungi; Ascomycota; Eurotiomycetes; Onygenales; Arthrodermataceae
Exons: 4
Coding region: 1-2469 (822 amino acids)
Biological process (GO): mRNA splicing, via spliceosome; generation of catalytic spliceosome for first transesterification step
Cellular component (GO): Prp19 complex; U2-type catalytic step 2 spliceosome; post-mRNA release spliceosomal complex
Molecular function (GO): protein binding
Source: RefSeq, a predicted model, not a curated record
AUGCCUGGGACUCUUGUUGGCUCACGGCCUCAGGAGCUGUCGUCUGAGCGGGACAAGAUGGACUCUUCUCCCCGUCGAGAUCUCUUUUUGAUCGCGAAUGACGAUGCUGUCUAUGAACAGGACAUCCUCCGGGACCCGGGAAGCAUCAAGCCGUGGCUAUCAUAUAUCGAACACAAGAAGAAGAAUGGAACACUCUACGAGCAGUCUUUUUAUCUUGAACUUCGAAUCAACCAUAUUCAUGGGAGAAACCCUUCCACCCAUCAAGCCGAAUACAACAAGGUCAACGCGCUUUUCGAACGAGCAGUUGUCUUACUGAACAAAAUGCCACGCAUUUGGGAAAUGUAUCUCAACUUUUUACUUGAGCAACCACUAAUAACUCAGACCCGGCGGACGUUUGAUCGUGCUCUUCGUGCGCUUCCUAUCACGCAACAUAAUCGUUUAUGGAAAAUUUACAAGUCCUUUGCUAUCUCGGCAUCCGGUGAUACGGCAGUUAAGGUUUGGAAUCGAUAUAUGCAAAUCCAUCCUGAAGAUGCCGAAGAUUACAUCUCGAUUUUGGUCCAAAUGAACCAAUACAAUGAGGCAAUUAAAUGGUACAUCCGGAUUCUAGAUGAUCCUCGGUUUCAAUCAAAGAAAGGGUUAAGUCACUUUCAGCUCUGGACUGAGAUGGUUGAGUUGCUUGUCAACAAAGCGAAAGAAAUUGAAACUGGGCCUCAUAUAGGCAUCAAUGUCGACCUGAUAAUUCGAAGCGGUGUUGAGAAAUUUCCUGACCAGCGGGGUAGGUUAUGGGCCGGUUUGGCUACAUACUGGAUAACGAAAGGAAAUUUCGAAAAGGCCCGUGAUGUCUUUGAAGAAGGAAUAACCACGGUCAUGACUAUCCGAGAUUUCACUAUGAUAUUUGAUUCUUAUGUCGAAUUUGAAGAGUCAAUCAUUGGUGCCCUCAUGGAGAAAGCCGCUGCUCGAUCGGAGAACAGCAAGGUAGAUGAGGCUGCUGAUUUCGACCUGGACCUACGCAUGAUGAGGUUCGAACAGCUCAUGGAUCGUCGACCCUUUCUUGUUAAUGAUGUCCUUCUAAGACAAAAUCCUAACAAUGUUAUUGAAUGGGAAAAGCGAGUGGUUCUAUGGGGUGAUAACAAAACAGAGGUUGUGCGUACCUAUACUGAUGCAAUCGCUACUAUUAACCCUAAGAAGGCACAUGGAAAAUUUUAUGAGCUCUGGGUCAACUAUGCCAAAUUCUACGAGCAAGGCGGGGAUCUCGACACAGCCAGAGUAAUCAUGGAUAAGGCUGUCAAGGUGCCUUUCAAAACUGUCUCAGAGCUUGCUGAGGUUUGGUGUGAAUGGGCCGAAAUGGAGUUACGAAAUGAGAACUUUGACCGCGCUGUUGACAUCAUGGCAAAGGCAACCCAGGCACCCAAGCGAUCUACCGUUGACUACUUUGAUGAAACUCUCUCUCCACAACAGCGCAUUCACAAAAGCUGGAAGUUAUGGAGUUUCUAUGUUGACCUGGUUGAAAGUGUACGAAGUCUCGAAGAAACUACACAAGUAUACGAACGAAUUUUUGAGCUACGUAUCGCUACUCCCCAAACGGUUGUUAACUAUGCCAAUCUUUUGGAGGAGCAUAAGUAUUUUGAAGAUUCCUUCAAGAUAUACGAACGGGGCCUUGACCUUUUUAAUUAUCCGGUUGCUUUCGAACUUUGGAACCUGUACCUGACGAAGGCUGUGGACCGCAAGAUCGGCAUUGAGCGACUACGAGACUUGUUUGAGCAAGCUGUGGAUGGAUGCCCGCCUAAAUUUGCGAAAGUUCUGUACCUCAUGUAUGGGAACCUUGAAGAGGAGCGAGGAUUGGCACGCCAUGCAAUGAGAAUAUACGAGCGCGCUACUCGCGCUGUCUCUGAUGAGGAUCGAUCUGAGAUGUUCAACUUCUACAUCACCAAGUCUGCUUCCAACUUUGGACUUACGUCUACUCGGCCCAUCUAUGAGAGAGCCAUUGCGGCUUUACCUGACAAAGAAGCCAAGGACAUGUGUCUUAAAUUUGCUGAGAUGGAGCGCAGGUUGGGCGAGAUUGAUCGCGCAAGAGCCAUCUAUGGACAUGCUUCUCAAUUCUGCGAUCCUCGGACCAAUGCUGAGUUCUGGCAAAAAUGGGAAGCGUUUGAGGUUCAACAUGGUAACGAGGAUACUUUUAAGGAGAUGCUUCGUAUUAAACGAAGUGUACAGGCACAGUACAAUACCGAUGUCAACUUUAUCGCUUCUCAGGCAAUUGCUCGCAGUAAGCAGAUCACGAAAGACACUAUAAGCGAAGCUGCCGGCCAGGGAGAAGGAGCAGCCGAUGCUAUGGCAGCGUUAGAACGUCAAGCACAGGCGCCAAUAGGCUUCGUUGCAGCCAGUACAGGCCCAGAAGGCGGUAACCGGACGGCAGAACCUGCUGUCCCUGCUGCGAAUCCCGAUGCAAUUGACAUUGACGACGAGAUAUAA